UUCGCUGUCUCCUCUUUCCAGAUAACUUAAAAUUUCUUGAGCCAUGGCUGCUUUUCUCGUUCCUACGAUCGAAGCUGUGGUCGACGGCGUGCCUAGAAAUUCGAAGGUGUACCAAGUCAGCAUUACGCCGACGAUCUCGUACCGUGUCACCGUCACGGGAGAGCCUGGUGUUUUUGAAGAUUGGAUAGCUCAAUUAAAAGUAGUGGAGUGCGGCAAGUUUUUCCCUGUUGGUGUUGCUGUACACGGAACAGACCGUUACGGUAAUGGAUAUCUUACCGUCUGCACAAGGUUACGAUGUAUCGUCUUUCAACUACGGUUCAGUUAUGGCCUGUCUCGAGACUCGAUGUUGUUCCUCAGGGAUGUCUGCACCUGCUACGGUUGGCGUACGGACGGUUAUAACGAGCAGCUAAGGUGGAGGAAUCAAAGACUAUCGCUUGGAAGACUGACGGACAUCCGAGCUAUUCCCCCUCCUCAACCCAAUGCGGGACUAGGGUUCUUUAGCAUUAUGGUCUAUGGGGAUCCAGUCCAUGAGCCGAGUGCUGAUUGGACGGAUCGCAGUCCUUCGGCCAGGAUGCAACAGAUCGGUGAAACUGUAAUGGAGGCUAGUAUCUGCCUAAUUAUGGGUGGCACAUGUCGUUAUGCUGCUCCUCUUAAUGAAUCACUUCCUCGGGUGAUUUCUUCAACCUUUCCGCAAAUCAACAGAACAGAAGACAUGCAAGACAAAACGAUGUACCAAGUCUCUAUCGACGACAAUCAGAGUCUCCAUGUCACGUACACUAACCGAGCUUCUGUUUUAAACGAAUGGCUGAGAUCUCCAGAGACGAUGAGAAUACACGACGAUUUCAUCGGGAUUUACGUGACCAUUGGAAGUUCAAAGCUCAUGGCCUUGGCAGCCCGAGAGGACUGUCUGGUUUACAACUUGAGCAAGGGCGUAGAUAGGCUCUCUCCUGAGAUCUUGGCAAUAGAAGAAGGAAGCAUCUCUAAGCUUGUUGGUUGGCAUACCGAUCCCCAGAGAUGCAUUCUUGAGGAAUUAAAAUUACCACUCAGCGACGGGAGGAUCUUGGACGUUGAGGAUGAUGGCUUCCCCGUCACACAUACCUAUGAGGAUCUUUCAAGGCUGUAUUUGGGGUAUGAAAUGAAUCUAGUCAGGUCUUGCAGUUCACCUAAUGAGAAAUAUAUAAUGGCUUUAGCGGUUCAAGCCUUUGUGUUCCUAAAGCGCGCCAUGGAUUUGCAAGCUAGUGUUGGAGAUAAUUAGUGAUGCUACUAAUGAUUGUGAUGUUGAUGUUGAAGAAUAAAGAAGAUCGAUGUCGAUGUGUUUCUUAUCCUCGGAUAAUUAAGUGCGUCUAGUUUAUUUAUGCUUUAUAAUUCCUGUGUGUUAAGUUUCUCUACCUAGUGACUUUAUAAAUAAUG
Brassica oleracea var. oleracea is the source of this 1410-nucleotide messenger RNA. RefSeq lists its product as uncharacterized. NCBI's taxonomy places the organism in Eukaryota, Viridiplantae, Streptophyta, Magnoliopsida, Brassicales, Brassicaceae. Bases 44 to 1255 code for a protein of 403 amino acids. The record is from RefSeq and is a predicted model, not a curated record. The transcript is spliced from 2 exons.